AAUGAAAGAUUGUUGUGACCAUAGCAGAUCCCUAACUCCUCCCUUUACGCACCCAAACAUUUUUGUUAAUUCUCUUACCUCACGCUUCGUAUCUCUCUCUCUGGCACUUGAAUAAAUUGACGUAAAAGCCAUGGUUUAUCACCAUAAUCAUCAUCAUCAUCAUCACCAACCAAUGGAUGAAGGGCUUCUCCUUCAAAUGCUGAGGUUGGCAUGGCUGGCUGCCACAUUACCCAUCAUCAUCGCUUCCAUUCCCACUUCUAACCUCACUUGGCUCCGUCGCACCCUGAUCGGCUUCGCUAGGAGAGGCAAAAUCAUGCACUCCUCCCAAAAAUUCACCAUUCCGCAACGAUUCUUCUUGCACUUCUACGCUGUGGCUGUUGUGUGGACGACGUUGCUGCUUGUUGCGACUUGGGCUUAUGCGUACAGCAUGGUGCCGCUUGUUGCAGAGCCGUUUUCUUACUCCACUAUUACAAGCUUCUUGACUGGGGGCUCUACUAUAAGAACCGGUUCGGCUAAAUUGAGGAAGGGAUAUGUGGCUUGGCAAUCUGUUUUCAUGCUUCUGUUGAUGGAACUUCAAGUGCUUAGACGCCUUUAUGAGAGCAUUUACGUUUUUAACUACAGCCCUUCUGCUCGCAUGCAUGUCUUUGGUUAUCUCCUUGGAUAUUUUUUCUACAUAGCAGCACCACUCUCGCUGUGUGGCGAUUGUGCAGUAGAGGUCUUUAACUACCUAGGAAAUCUCCUGACCGAGUUCAUUGUCAAGGGCAAGAAUCAGAUGCAAGUAACAGAAUUAGAAUUCUGGCAAGUUGUGAAUCCUCUCUUCAGGCUUGGGUGGAAGCAUUGGAUUGGUGCAGCUGUUUUCAUAUGGGGUUGGAUUCAUCAACUUCAGUGCCAUAAGAUUCUUGGUUCUCUACGACAUUCAAGACAAGCAGAGGAAUAUGUAAUACCUCGUGGUGAUUGGUUUGAGAUCGUCUCCUCUCCACAUUAUCUCUCUGAAAUCGUUAUAUACGCUAGUUUUGUGGUCGCUACUGGAGGAACCAACCUAACAAUCUGGCUACUUUUUGUUUUUGUGGUAGCAAACCUAUCAUUUGCAGCUGUGGAAACACAUAGCUGGUAUCGUCAGAAAUUUGAAGAUUAUCCAAGUAAUCGGUUUGCUAUAAUUCCAUUCAUUCUGUGAGAUUGUGAGAUGAUGUGUAAUUAUCACAAUUGAUGGCAGCAAAUAGCUUCAUUAUUUCUGAAGGUAUACUUGUUUAAAUUAGUUAUUUUAGUUUAAAGAAGUUUCUACUCGAAAUAUCUAAGUUCUGGUUUUCUUUUUUGGGGUGUAAAAGUUCAACUUCAUAUCAAGUCUUGUUUUAUCUUA
This is a messenger RNA of Cajanus cajan (pigeon pea), 1357 nucleotides long. RefSeq names its product 3-oxo-5-alpha-steroid 4-dehydrogenase family protein. The record is from RefSeq and is a predicted model, not a curated record. NCBI's taxonomy places the organism in Eukaryota, Viridiplantae, Streptophyta, Magnoliopsida, Fabales, Fabaceae. Gene Ontology annotation, biological process: polyprenol catabolic process; dolichol-linked oligosaccharide biosynthetic process. Gene Ontology annotation, cellular component: endoplasmic reticulum. Gene Ontology annotation, molecular function: 3-oxo-5-alpha-steroid 4-dehydrogenase activity.